UGUUGGCUACUCCCGCAUCUCUACGCUUUGACAUGUUUUCAUUCCGCAAAUGAGUUCCAUUAAAAUAUUUUCCUAGAAGUACUUCGGAGUAAAUCGCGAACGAUGAUGUCCGAGAGGGAUUACGCGCCCCUCAGUGCGGCGUGUGUUCGUUCCCUUAAUGACAAAUUGUACGAGAAACGGAAACCAGCUGCGGUAGAGAUAGAGAAGAUGGUGAAGGAGUUUGCUGCCCACAAUAACACUGUGCAGAUCAAGAGACUACUAAAGGUUCUCGGACAGGACUUUGCCACUUCGCAGAAUCCACACACCCGGAAAGGCGGCUUAAUAGGUCUCGCAGCUAUCGCCGUUGGUCUUGGAAAGGAUACCGGCCAGUACAUAGAAGACUUAAUACACCCGAUCCUGGCAUGUUUCUGCGAUGCUGACCUAAGAGUCAGAUAUUAUGCUUGCGAGAGUCUGUACAACGUGGUGAAGGUGGCGAGAGGUGCUGUAUUGCCUCAGUUUACGGACAUUUUCGCUGCUCUCAGCAAACUCGCCUGUGAUUCCGAGCAGAACAUAAAGAAUGCUACUGAGUUGCUUGAUAGAUUGAUGAAGGUAGUGAUUGGAUUCAUGUUCCAUCUCCUGCUAAAAGGAGAAGAUUUUUAUACUGCGUAUUGUGUACUGUUUCAGGAUAUUGUAACGGAAAGCGGCCUCUUUGACCUAGUUGGAUUCAUGCCUCUGUUGCGUGAGCGUAUUUACACAAAGAAUCCAUUUGGCAGGCAGUUUGUAAUAUCAUGGGUGUCCGUGCUAGCCGCAGUGCCUAACAUGGACUUUAUCAUAUUCCUGCCUGAGAUACUGGACGGAUUGUUCAGAAUAUUGGAGGAUCCGACGCCGGAAAUCAAGAAAGUUACAGAUACCGUUCUCGGUGAAUUCUUACGUAGCAUAAAGUCGAAUUCCGCGAGAGUGGACUUCCCUGCCAUGAUAAAUAUACUGAUCAUGCACGCUCAGAGCACCGAUGAAUUGCUACAGCUAACUGCGAUUACGUGGAUAAAGGAGUUUGUACAGUUGUCUGGUCCUCUUAUGCUACCAUACAUGUCGGGCAUUCUCGUGGCCGUUUUGCCGUGCCUGGCCUACGACGGUGACACGCGAAAAAGUAUUAAAGAAACGGCCACUCAGGUAAACGCAAAUUUGAUGAAAUUAAUAAUCAUGGAAAAUACGGAGAUUCCAAAUAAGAAGCAGGAUAAUAACACAGAUUCUACAAGAGAUAAGGAUGACAUAACGCAAAGUGGUUCCCUGGCUGAAAGCUUAGAUCUCGCCAGUGUCGUGGAGGUACUUACAAAACACUUGUUGUACAUAUCGGUCCAAACCAAAGUCGCAGUUUUAAAGUGGAUGCACCAUUUGUUCAUAAACAUUCCGCAUAAAAUGUUUAAUCAUACGGAAGACCUAUUUGUGAUAUUAAUGAAGUCAUUAAGCGAUACGUCCGACGAGGUGGUGCAACAGACUUUAGUGGUAAUGGCUGAGAUUAUCAGCUCGAAAUCGCCGGAGGCAGUAACGGCCGAUCCGGAUGGGAAAAUGCAGAAUAAAUAUUUCACAAAGUUUAUUAUCAAUUUAUUGAGACUCUUCUCGACCGACAGACACCUGUUGGAAGAACGAGGUGCUUUCAUUAUAAGGGAACUAUGCGUGCUCUUGAGCGCGGAGGACAUAUACAAAACACUAGCAAAGAUAUUAUUAGAAGAGCAAAAUUUAAGCUUCGCGUGUACGAUGAUACAGACUCUGAACGUUAUUCUGUUAACUAGUUCCGAGUUAUUCGAUUUGCGCAACAAGCUCAGGCAUCUGGAUUCUGCAGAUAGUUGCGCAUUAUUUGAAUGCCUAUACGUAUCAUGGUGCCAUAAUCCGGUCGCAACGGUGGCGUUGUGCCUGCUGUCUCAGCACUAUCGACACGCGUGCAACAUCAUUCGAUCUUUUGAAAACAUAGAAGUUACGGUCGAGUUUCUCACGGAAAUAGACAAACUGGUGCAGCUAAUAGAAUCGCCGAUAUUUACUUAUCUAAGACUGCAAUUGUUGGAAUGGGAGCAGAAUGACGCGCUUAUAUACGCAUUAUACGGCCUGCUCAUGAUUCUGCCACAGAGUGAAGCCUACGCUACACUGCAACGUCGUUUAGCGGCGAUACCACCAGCUACGAAACCGAUACCUAAAAGUGAACAAUCGCAGGAGAAGGGCACGGGCGCAUAUUGUCCAUUCGAUUUUAGUAAAUUAUUAAAGCAUUUUCACGUAGUGCAGGAGCAACACAGAGAACACAAGCGCAAGCAACGAUUGAACUCUUUAAUCGAGAGGAAUAGUAGUCAUACAGAUGCGUGAGUCACGUUUCUUACACGCGGAAAUUUAUAUCUGCGAAUUUUACAUCCGAUAUACAAAGAUAUACUUGAUUUGCUAAUUUUUUACUCGAACCGGAAUUACGUAAGUCAAAAAUAUAUACUCGCUUGUGUUUAAGCUUUGUUAUCGAUAUAUAUAUAUAUAUAUGUAUAAAUGAUUAUUAUUUAUUAAAGUGCAAUCACGCGCGCGUUGAAAAUAAACGAUCGUAUGAUCUUAAA
Molecule: messenger RNA, 2564 nt
Organism: Ooceraea biroi (clonal raider ant)
Lineage: Eukaryota; Metazoa; Arthropoda; Insecta; Hymenoptera; Formicidae
Product: protein VAC14 homolog
Biological process (GO): phosphatidylinositol biosynthetic process
Cellular component (GO): endosome membrane; PAS complex
Source: RefSeq, a predicted model, not a curated record